ACAUUGUGCUCACCACUCAACGGUAUCGUGAUAUUCACUCUUCUCGAUUGGUUAUACUUUGUAUACGGAAAGUGUUGGUCUAUCGAAUCGUGAUUAUCGCGAUCUAGACGGAUCCCGAAAUCAUAAAAUCGUUUUGCUAUGGUAACGAUCCGUUGUUAUAAUAAUGGCAAAUGCCCAUAAAAAAUUUGAGGUUAAAAUAGAUGAAUUUUUAACGUCAACUUCAUUACAAUUUUAUUUUUAUUUGGAAUUAAUAAUUACAUGUUAAUAAUUCUAAUAAGUGCAAUAAAAAAUUAUUAUUUAAUAUCAAGAAAUGUAAUCAAGGAAUAGAAUAUACCUGAAUUGGGAGAUUCGUGUCGAAUAAAUGAAGAUUGUAGUGACAUAUUGCAUUCUAAAUGUUCCAUAGCGAAAAAAUGUGUUUGUAGACCAAACAAUAUUCGAGUUAAUAACACGAUCUGCGCACCAUUAUUAAAUGAGUUUUGUUGGAAAAACGAAAAGUGUGCGCCUGCUAACUCUAUAUGUCUUGAUAAUGAAUGUAAAUGUAGAAAUGGUUAUUUACCCAAAUCUAAUAACCAAUGCAUUCCAAAGGUAUUAGGGGCAUUCUGCAAAAAUGAUACUACUUGCGCACAAAUAAAGUUUGCGAAAUGUUCGUCACAAAAUAUAUGUGUCUGCACCUCAAACACAAUUGCUUCUAGCCCAAUUUUAUGUUCACCACUUUUAGAAGAGCCGUGUGAAAGCAAGUAUGAGUGCGGAGUUACGAAUUCCAUGUGUAUUGAUAAUAAAUGUCAAUGUGAAACACAGUAUAUACCAUAUUCUAAUACUGCUUGUGAAAUACCUUACUUGGGAAUGCCUUGCAACAAUGAUCUGUAUUGUCAAAAUUUUAUAAACCACACAGUAUGCAAUAAUAAUAAAUGUGAGUGUAAUUAUAACUACUUUUCUAAGACCGGUUUUAUAUGUGGACGACCAUUUAACGCACAAUGUUUGCCUGAUGAAUCGUGUGCGACCGAUAAUUCCAUUUGCAUUGAUUACAAAUGUCAAUGUAAGAAGAACUAUGUAUUUCAAGAUACAAAAUGUGUACCAAAACACUUGAAUGAACCGUGUGAAACGGCAGCUGAUUGUGAUGGAAUAAAAUUUGCCGAAUGUUCGGAAGAAAAUAAAUGUCGUUGUAAAGAUAAGUACUUUGCUAUCAAUGAAACACAUUGUUCAUUAAAAAUAGGUGAGUAUUGCUCAACCAAUGAAGAAUGUGGUGUCAAAAAUUCAAAUUGUUGGUUCAAUCAAUGUUAUUGUGAACUUGGUUAUAUUAACAUUUUAAAUGAAGAAUGUAUACCUACGGAACUCAACCGAUCCUGUGUCAAUGAUAAUGAAUGUAAACUAAUUAAUAAUGCAGAGUGUUCAAAAGAUAAUCGAUGUAUCUGUAAAACAAAUUAUGUUGAAACAAAGAUCUUAGACUGUGCACCAUUGCUUAAUGAACAUUGUACACGUGACAUCCAAUGUGUAACAAAUGAUUCUGUUUGUAUUGAUAAUAAAUGUAAAUGUAAAUUUAGCUACUCGCAGCGAUCUAAUAAUGAAUGCGUAUUAAAUUCUUUAGAAAAAUGGUGUGCUCGAGAUGAAGAUUGUCAUGACAUACCUUUUGCAAAGUGUUCAAAUACCGAUAAAUGUAUUUGUCGUUCAAAUUAUGUCCAACUGAAUGCAACAACAUGUGCACCAUUGUUAGGAGGAUUUUGUAUUAAUGACGUAGAAUGUAGAACUAAUAAUUCGGUUUGUCUUAGUAAUAAAUGUACUUGCGUAAAAGGUUACUCACGACGGUCGAAUAAUCAAUGCUUACUUGUUUUUUUAGGACAAUCUUGUAGAGAUGAUCGAGAUUGUAAUGAAAUAUCAAACUCAGAAUGUUCAGAUGACAAUAUAUGCGUUUGUAAACUCGGUUAUUCACACUUUGAUAGUGCCGUAUGUUUACCUCUCAUUGGAGGUCAUUGUAACGAGCACAAAGAAUGUCUUGUCUAUAAUUCCAAUUGUUACGAUAACAGAUGCCAAUGUUUAGAAAAUCAUGUACCUCAAUCUAAUCAACAAUGUGUAUCAACUCAAUUGGAUCAAGUCUGUUUUAGUCAUUAUGACUGUAACGAAAUAAUAAAUUCACACUGCUCGAGACAUAAUGUAUGUGUUUGUAAAUCGAAUUACAUUGCAGUAAAUGGAAAUAUGUGUACACCACAAUUAAAUACUCCUUGCACAGAAACAAUCACAUGUAUGAUGAACAAUACAAUCUGUAUUGAUGAUAAAUGCCAAUGCAAACCCGAUUACAUCAACGAUGGUUAUAAUAAUUGUGUACCAAAGCAUUUGGGAGGAUCAUGUCAAAGAAAUGAAGAUUGCUUUGGAGUAAGGCAUACUAAAUGUUUCAAUGGGAUGUGUGUUUGCAAGAAAAAUUUUAUUGCAUUUAAUAAUACAAAGUGUCUAUCACCUUUAAACAGUCAUUGUUUUAGUCACACCGAUUGUAUUGAUAAAAAUUCAGUUUGUGUUUCAAAUAAAUGUCAAUGCAACGUUGGUUACACGGAAAAUUUCAAUCAUACAUGUGUGCUGAUUCCGUUAGGAAAAUCUUGUGUAACGGAUAAGGAUUGUAAAUAUAUAAAAAAUUCGAAAUGUUCUGUCGAUGAAAUUUGUGGUUGUUAUGAUAAUUAUUUUGCCUUAAAUGAAUAUACUUGCGCGCCUUCUUUGAAUUCACCUUGUCUAAGUGAUGAGGAAUGCCAUAUAGAUUUCGCUCAUUGUUUUGAAAAUAUGUGCAAAUGUAAACCAAACUUCACAGCAAUAUCUAACAAUCAAUGUGCAAGAUCCCGUUUGCUAUAUUCUUGUAAUAGUAUACUGGAGUGUGCAGAGUCAUGGCAUGAACAAUGUUCAAAAGAUAAAAAGUGUGUUUGCAGAGAAAACAAUGUAGCAUUAAGCAUAUCAGCAUGUUUGCCUAUUUUGGGUGGAAUUUGUUGGAAAGAUGAUCAGUGUUAUAUUGAAAAUUCUUUUUGUGAUAAUUUUCGGUGUGUAUGUGAACGGAACUAUAAGCCUGUUUCCAAUAAUAUGUGCUUAGAGGUUAAUAAAGAAAACCAAAUGAAAUAG
Microplitis demolitor is the source of this 3093-nucleotide messenger RNA. RefSeq names its product prion-like-(Q/N-rich) domain-bearing protein 25. Bases 763 to 3093 code for a protein of 776 amino acids. The transcript has 12 exons. The record is from RefSeq and is a predicted model, not a curated record. NCBI's taxonomy places the organism in Eukaryota, Metazoa, Arthropoda, Insecta, Hymenoptera, Braconidae.